Messenger RNA from Ilex paraguariensis (yerba mate), 588 nucleotides. Lineage: Eukaryota; Viridiplantae; Streptophyta; Magnoliopsida; Aquifoliales; Aquifoliaceae. The record is from the annotation of a GenBank genome assembly.
AUGGCACCGUCUCAGAUUAAAGAAAUGGAAGUCAGUAUGAAGCAGCAAGAAAAGUUUGCCCACCAAGCAUCCCUGCAUUUUGAAUAUUGUAAGAAGGAGGUGGAGGAUUAUCGUCAACAGUUAUCAGCUGCAAAGAAGCAUGCAGAAUCUGUCGCACUUAUUACUCCAGAACUUGAAAAGGCGUUCCUUGAGACUAUGUACAAAUGCAUGCUUCUGCACAAGAAAGAUGCUGCCAUGCUAGUGAGAUGGGACAGUUUUGAUGGUGGUGGUUCUGAGAUGUCAGGAUUUGAAGCACUGUAUGUGCCUGUUGGUAUGUUGAUCUCCCGCCAUAGCCUGAUUGUUGAAUUGCCUUUUCACUUGGACAAAAUCUGGAUGCAAGCAGGACAACUUCAAGUUCUAAGUGCCCACCACCAAUCCGGAGGGGAACGUUCGGUAUCAACCAUUCUGUACCUAGUUUCCCUACAAGAUCUCACAAACUGCCCAUUUAGGGUGGUUGAUGAGAUAAAUCAAGGAAUGGACCCUAUAAAUGAAAGAAAAAUGUUUCAGCAAUUAGUUCGGGCUGCCAGCCAACUUAAUACACCACAGUAA